Brassicogethes aeneus is the source of this 4425-nucleotide messenger RNA. Lineage: Eukaryota; Metazoa; Arthropoda; Insecta; Coleoptera; Nitidulidae. The record is from the annotation of a GenBank genome assembly.
CGGUUGGCAAGAACAUUGGUAGAUUGAAGCGAGCAUCGAACAUUGAGCACUGAGCUUGGUGGGGCAUGUAUGAAACAAGAAGAGGAGAGUAAAGAGUGGAAGAAUGGAGUUAGUAGUUGAGGAGAGUAGAUAGAGUAGAGUCCGUAGGAUCCGGGAGAAAGGCAAAAAGCGCGCGCAUUUGCAGCCCCUAUCGAUCCCCCGCAUUCAGAUCAGGCUGAGCGCUCGAAGCGAGCUGCGAACUGCGAAGCUGCGACUGGCAAGGUUGGCGAACGAGCGAGCAGGCAGGCUGGUGGACCAAAGCUGAGCGCGCUAAGAGAAAGUAGCAGUAGGCAGCAGCAGAGCCGAGCAGCAUCACAUUCGGCGCAGCGCAGCGCAACAAAAUCACCGUAGCAAGUGGCCAUUGUGCAGACCGCCGUUGCAGCGAAAGGUUGCUGCCUUAUCAGAUCUGCCUCGUGAUAUGGCCAGUGUAGUUUCGGGAGUGCACUCAACCAUGCUCAGCUAGUAUCGGCUAGAAGUGGCCGUUUGUUGUAAACGUGUUUAGGCCGACAAAGUCAAACACGUUCACCUAGGACUCUCGACGGCCACAGUCGAACUCCUGGGGCAUGACUGCCAAGUCCGGAGGAGUCUUCAUCCACGAGAAAUGAACUGUCUUGGUCCAGUAAAUAACUAGAAUGAUCCUGAGAGAAUUUGCGCUGCCUCUGAUGGCCACAGCCUUCCUGAUAGUCGCCACACUACCAGGGUCUGAGCAGGGGCCUCAUGAAAAGCGGCUGCUUAAUAAUUUGCUUGGUCCGUAUAAUGUUUUGGAAAGGCCUGUAGCAAACGAAUCGGAACCUUUGGAAGUUAAAUUCGGCCUAACAUUGCAACAAAUUAUUGAUGUGGACGAAAAGAAUCAGAUACUCACAACAAACGCGUGGUUAAAUUUGGACGAGAAGAAUCAACUCCUAAUAACAAAUAUUUGGCUUUCUUUGGAAUGGAAUGACUACAAUCUUCGAUGGAACGAGUCAGACUAUGGAGGCGUCAAAGAUUUAAGGAUAACACCAAAUAAAUUAUGGAAACCCGAUGUUCUUAUGUACAACAGUGCUGAUGAGGGUUUCGACGGGACUUUCCAAACAAACGUUGUGGUCAAACAUAACGGCAGCUGCUUGUACGUCCCUCCGGGUAUCUUCAAGAGCACAUGCAAGAUAGACAUUACGUGGUUCCCCUUUGAUGACCAACACUGUGACAUGAAGUUUGGUAGCUGGACCUAUGACGGCAAUCAGCUUGACUUGAUAUUGAACAGCGAAGAUGGCGGAGACUUGUCCGACUUUAUAACAAAUGGAGAAUGGUAUUUAUUAGGAAUGCCUGGAAAAAAGAAUACAAUUGUAUACCAAUGCUGCCCGGAGCCGUACGUGGAUGUGACUUUCACGAUUCAAAUACGAAGACGCACACUUUACUACUUCUUCAACUUGAUAGUUCCUUGCGUGCUGAUUUCUUCGAUGGCGCUGUUGGGAUUUACAUUGCCACCGGACUCCGGCGAAAAGCUCACAUUAGGAGUGACCAUCUUGCUCUCGUUGACUGUGUUCCUGAACCUCGUGGCAGAAACCUUGCCCCAAGUAUCUGACGCCAUUCCCUUGUUAGGUACCUACUUCAAUUGCAUCAUGUUUAUGGUGGCUUCCUCCGUGGUUCUUACCGUAGUGGUACUGAACUACCAUCAUCGCACAGCCGAUAUCCAUGAGAUGCCUAACUGGAUUAAGUCGGUGUUUCUUCAAUGGUUGCCGUGGAUCCUGGGCAUGAGCCGGCCGGGAAAGAAGAUAACUCGCAAGACAAUACUGAUGAGCAGCCGGAUGAAGGAGUUGGAGCUGAAGGAGCGAUCAUCGAAAAGCCUGCUGGCGAACGUGCUGGAUAUUGACGACGACUUCCGAAACCUGCCGGGAGGGAACAACGCCGCGAUGACUACGACGAGCCUGGGCGGCGGAUUUAUGCGGCACCCAACGACCAUAGAGGAGACCCCGAUGCCGGGCGGCACCGGCACGCAGCGCGACUUGCAGCACAUUUUGCGCGAACUUCAAUUCAUCACGAAUCGCAUGAAGAAGGCAGACGAAGAAGCUGAAGUGAUUAGUGAUUGGAAAUUCGCUGCCAUGGUGGUCGAUCGAUUUUGCCUGAUCAUUUUCACGAUGUUCACUAUCAUCGCAACGGUUGCAGUGCUUCUUUCGGCACCGCAUAUUAUUGUCCAAUAGGACAGGCGCUAAGGCUGCAACCGAACCAAAAGUAGAAGACAAUGCAGCCGACACAACAAUACAUCAUUAUUAGGAUAUUAUUAUACUUAAGAUACAAAUAAGACAUAAAGAAGAGGAUGAGGAAGAUCAAGCCUGCCUGCUCAGCAAGUAGAUAAACAGACAAGACGGGCACACUGCUAUAAGUAACUAUAACUAUAGGAAGGAAGAAGGAAAUAGAUUCAAAAACAUUUUCUGUGAUACAAAACAACACAGCACAACAAACAGCGUAUCGUGUCGGCAGUUCGGCACCGCAGCAAUGUGCAAAUGUGCCUUCCCUGUGGAACAUUAACGAGCUGUUGAACAACUAAAAGGCAGGCACCUAUGUGCACGUAUUUGCUAAGCGCUGCACCGUACUUAAUGUCAUUGUAGUGGCUGUGGAGCGGGGGUCAUGUGCACUUUUGACCCCUCUCAGCUCACAUUGCAUUGUAUUGGCAAAUGGCAAUAUGUUAAAAUAAUUAUAAGAUAAUAAGUACGCAUCGUAUCGUAACUUACCAGAGAUCAGAUCGGACUUUGAAGUCCUAAUCAUCCAAUCGCUAUAAUCACUCAACAGUACACCAGUACUUGUUAAACAGUACUUCGUGCAAGUAGCUAGUUGGUAGAGUAUCAUUAGUUCGAGGUACACACGUGUCUGCCUUUUGUUCGCCCAUUGAUAAUUAAUAAAAGGUGUCCACCUGAAUUAAAAAGUAUUGUGAUGAACUUCGCAAAUUAAUGAAUGAAUUUAAAUUUAAUGAUCAGUUAGGAGAUUAAAUAGUAUAUAUAUAAAUAAUAACCGUAACGUGGGUAAUGCGCUCGUUUUGUAUAAUCGAGCCAGAAUCGGCGCAAAAUGUCGGCCUAGAAACUAAACUUACUAAAGAUACGAAAAUCAAUCAUUUUACAUUCAACAUCACCGACUAUUCGAGAUGCUGGUGCCGGUGCCGAGCCGGAGCCGGCUCUGGCAUUAAGCGAGUAAAUCUAACGUUCGUUUACUUCUGGACACGUUUGCUGACAUUCGAAAACGCUGCAUCCUGGCUUGUCGUGUGAAGGACGCUAUGUGCGCGGCUUAUAUCUCAUCAUCAUCAUCAUCAUUAUUGCCGAAAUUAUCGUCAAAAUCUACUCGUACUGCUAGUUUCAGUGGUUCCUCCGUCUCUUCAUCCCCAUUACAAACAAUAAAUUCAACAUCAUCUGCCGUGCGCAUGCCGUCCUUUUUUUAUAUCAUAUAUUUAUACUAAUUUAUAUUUAAAAUAAAACUUCGAAUUUUUCAUUACCAAAGCAACAAUAUACCAUGUGUGGUAAAACUACCGGUUAAUUAUAACGAUAACAUUGUUUAAUUGAUAAUAAUAAAUUAAUUAACAAAAUAGCAUUUAAUACGAUUUUAAUAAAAAAAGAAACGUUUCUUUGGGCAUUUUAUAUAACAUAGUGUCAGUCAGUCAGUCAGUCAGUCAGUCAUACAUAUCCCUUAUUUCGUGUCAGUUCUGGCACGACGGAAUGUCGUCGUAUGCAUUUCCAAGCCAAGCCACUCUACUCUAUAAGUACUAAGGCCAAAUACUUCUACUACUUUGAAAUAGGCUGCUUUUUCUAAUUAAGUACCUCAAACUCUGACGCAACAGGAAGAGGGGCAAUCGCAAUUGUCCAAUCUUACUUAGACUAGUAUUGCAGAGAUGUGUACCCGAUCUUUAGAAUUCAAAUAUAACAAUUUCUAUCUAAUGUUCUCCCGAUCCCUUGGCUUCGUUCAUUUAUUAUUAAUAUUAUUAUUAUUAUAAUAUUAAAUGCUCAACUAUCAAUAAUAUUACGUUGCAUUUGCUAAAUCAUAUAUUUAUAUUAUGUUAUCCUCAUGCUGGAAUUACAAAUGAAUUAUGUCGAAUAAAUGUAUAACGUAUGAUUGAAAAUAAAUGCAGAAAAAAUUUAAUUACAUUUUUGUUCAAUUAUUACUAUUGACCCCCUGAAAUAAUUUUAAUUGAUUUGGCUAAAAUUAACAUCUUUAAAAUUGAUUUAUAAAUUUAACAUUCUACCAUUAUCCAUUAAAAACAUAAACCUAAUUUAACUAAGUACUCAAUUUAUAAAUUUUUUAUUAAAAUGUUUAAAUCCCAUUAGACAUCCCAAUUAUACACAUUCAUUAACAUUAUAUUCAUUUUUUUAUUGAGGUGCAAGUGUAAAUGUACGAAAAAUAAAUACUGAGAAUUUGGUUUGAUAA